Penicillium antarcticum is the source of this 1074-nucleotide messenger RNA. RefSeq lists its product as uncharacterized. The transcript has a single exon. Lineage: Eukaryota; Fungi; Ascomycota; Eurotiomycetes; Eurotiales; Aspergillaceae. Gene Ontology annotation, biological process: secondary metabolite biosynthetic process. The record is from RefSeq and is a predicted model, not a curated record. Bases 1 to 1074 code for a protein of 357 amino acids. Gene Ontology annotation, molecular function: acyltransferase activity, transferring groups other than amino-acyl groups.
AUGGCGACCAUCGAGUCUACGAGGCUUUUCCCUAGACUUCAAGAGUCGUCAGCUUCAACACCUCUGUCAAUUUUGGACGCAACGGUCGCGCGCUUUUCCCCAACAGGUGCAAUAUGGGUCUUUGACGAAAAUCCCACAAACUUCGACCAGGAGACGUUUAUUAAUCAUCUACGGGACUCGUUCAUCGAAACCCUCUCCAAAUUCUCUCAAUGGGCAGGCCAACUGCAAUGGGCACCAGUCCAACCAAGUGGAAACCACACAGAGCGCUUCAAUCGGCCAUUACUUGUAUACGGUGCCGACACUGAUCCCGGUGUUGAAUGGACAGUAAUCAAACACCCAUUCAGAGCAGAUGAGAUAGUCCCUACGGCCGACGAGCGAGCUUCAACAAUCACUGGCAAUCGAUCAGGAGCAUGGGACGGCAAUGACUUCAACCAAGGACUAUUUGUCUCAUCCGCACCACUGGCAUUGCAUGACUUGAAAGACUGCAUCGGGCUACCAGGGAUGCAAGUACAAGUCAGUCUCCUCCAAGACGGGGCAUAUGCGAUCGGAAUAAAGAUAGCGCACUGUCUAGCCGAUGCGCAGACGUUGAUGGUUUUCGUGCAUCUCUGGGCAUCCAACAGUCAAAAGCAAUUUAGGCAGCAGGCCAAACUAUCGAUGAUGGGAGAUCCAGUCUUCGAUCCCGCAUUACUAGACAAGUGCGCAGCAGGCGAUAUCAAUGCCCCAGAACCAGACUCUGCUCUCAUAAAAGUCGCCCGUGACUUACCCUUGCACCGCUAUAGUUGGUGGGACACAUUCGACGAGGCUUAUCCAAAAGUCUGCAUACCAACAACAGAAAAUUCAAAACCAUCAGCCGCAGAUCUCGCACUAGCAAUCCAGCAAAACAGAAUCUCCCCUUCAACACCAGCACCUUGGUCAUCAUGGGAUUUCACCAGACCGAUCAGCUACACUCUCCUCCACUUCACAGGGCCCCAACUCCGCAGCCUCCAAGCCCAAGCCCAAAGCCUCCUCGACCAACCCCCCGAAAAGACAUAUCUCGCCUCGACGCGCUCCUCGCGCACCUCUGGAAAAGCAUAA